GACUUCCUUUCUCGUGUGCUGUUUCCAUGUGAGUUUGUGGCAGCGGAGAGCGACAUGAGAAUUCAUGAAACAAACCAACCACUCGGCUUUAAAACGUUUUAAUUGCGACAAUGGAGGAUUUUGAAGAAGAGUCAGCGUCGGGUUCAGAGUCAGAAGGAGGCGACUCUGUCAUGUCAGACGGAGAGCUCCAAGAAGCUUUUGCUAAAGGUGUGCUCAAACCGGGCAUGAACAUCCCCUUAGAAGCCAGGAAGAAAGAGGUGAACAACGUGGAGGGUUUGAAGCAGUGCCUGGCAGACUUCAAGAAGGACCUGACCUGGGUGGAGAGGCUGGACUUGACCAGCUGGCCACUGCCUGACCUCGUGGCCAAGGCAGAGGGGAAGCUGACCACGCUGGACAGCAGAGAGAUCCACGCUGAGGAUGACUUCCAGAGGGAGAUGUACUUUUACCGACAGGCCCAGGCAGCUGUUCUGGAAGCGUUGCCACGGUUAAAGCAGUUCAAUAUUUCUACCAAGAGACCAGAGGACUACUUUGCUGAAAUGGCCAAAACCGACCAUCACAUGCAGAAGAUCAGAACCAAGCUGUUGGCCAAGCAGACCUCCAUGGAGAAGUCAGAGAAGGCGAAGCAGCUACGAGAACUCAGGAAGUAUGGCAAGAAGGUUCAAACUGACGUCCUGCAGAAGAGACAGAAGGACAAGAAAGCCAUGAUGACGGCUGUGAAGAAAUAUCAGAAAGGAAUGACUGACAAGCUGGAUUUCAUGGAGGGGGAUCAGGAAAAGGGCAAGAAAGGGUUGGCCGGCGCUGCUGGACCAAGUGCAGCAAAGAAGAAGCGAGGACCCAAUGCCAAGAGGCAGUACAAGGACCAGCGGUUUGGAUUUGGUGGGAAGAAGCGAGGCUCCAAGUGGAACACAAAGGAGAGUCACGACGACAUGUCAGGGUUCCGAUCCAAAGCGGCACAUGGGAAGUCUGGCAAGAACAGGGGGAAAGGAGGGAAGCAAGGAGCGAGCAAGAGACCUGGCAAGAAUGCACGGAAGAAGAUGAAGAACAGAUCUUGAUGGAUGCCUUGCUCUGUUUUGUGAUCCAGACUCCAGACUCGUGUUUUGACAGCUUUGCUCUGUUUUGUGAUCAGGACUCCAGACUUGUGUUUCCACAGUGUGGAUGAUCUCUCUUAUGUUUUGUUUGUUAGGGUUGAGAGACUGAUAGAACUGAAGUGUGUGUGUUACCUGGGUGGUGUCUUUAUGGGAACCCUGUAGUCAGUGUUUCAGUAUAUCUGCAGGUUUCUAGGUCUACCUAGAGUUUGGUGUUGGACACAGUCCAGUAUCACGUCCUGACUGAGUCGGGCUGGAGGUUAUCCCCACUGCAUUCCAGUGAGUUUUCUGUAUUUGGUGGCCAGACCCCUUUCAUAAAGAAAAAAAAAAAAACAUUGUUUUUUUAGCUCUCCCCCUAAAUUAGCAAAGUCCCAUCAUUACAAUGUAGUGUGUUAUAAAAGGUGAAGCGAGUGUUCACACACCCACAUGUCUACAAGCCUUGCGCAUCUUUGUUUCUGCGGUCCUGCGUCUAUAACUAAAGUAAUGAGCAAAGUCCUCUCCAGCGUCUUAUCUAGCGCUUGUUUGAUUAGUGCAAGGAAGGGUGAGGAGCCUCAGGGCUGGUUCACUUCCCUGAUCCAGUCCUGUUUCUUUAGAGCUGCCUUGCUGGUCUCACAGGAGGGAGUGGUUGUGCAGAAUAAGCAGUGAGCAAGCCCUUGCUCAAUCUGCAGGGGACUGCUUACAGGCUUCGAGUUGGUAAUCAAUUGAAGACAUACAGACAUCACAAACAAGCCUGUAAGAUUCAGAGCCGACACACACCUGAUUAUUUAAGUAAAUAAUCUUGACUGGGUAAAGUGGCAGACACGAUCGGUCUGCAUGUUCAAUGCAUUUUUACUAAAUUUGUACCAAGUGUAAAUAAACGCACAAUGAAAAUUCA
Messenger RNA from Polyodon spathula (Mississippi paddlefish), 1959 nucleotides. Its product is annotated as probable rRNA-processing protein EBP2. Lineage: Eukaryota; Metazoa; Chordata; Actinopteri; Acipenseriformes; Polyodontidae. The record is from RefSeq and is a predicted model, not a curated record. Bases 111 to 1052 code for a protein of 313 amino acids. Gene Ontology annotation, cellular component: nuclear periphery; preribosome, large subunit precursor; nucleolus. Gene Ontology annotation, biological process: rRNA processing; ribosomal large subunit biogenesis. The transcript is spliced from 9 exons.